This is a messenger RNA of Meira miltonrushii, 843 nucleotides long. RefSeq names its product peptidase C15, pyroglutamyl peptidase I-like protein. Gene Ontology annotation, biological process: proteolysis. The annotation marks the transcript as partial. The record is from RefSeq and is a predicted model, not a curated record. Lineage: Eukaryota; Fungi; Basidiomycota; Exobasidiomycetes; Exobasidiales; Brachybasidiaceae. The transcript has a single exon.
AUCGAAGUCCUUAUCACUGGCUUCGGGAGGUUCGGAAAGUAUGAAAAGAAUCCGUCUUGGUUAUGUGCAGAAGGCUUGCAUGGACUUGAAGUAGAAUCAAAAGAUAAGAGAAAAGUUCACAUUCAAACCAUACAAACAUCAGUUGCUUAUUCACAUUUACUUGACCUGAUUCCACGCAUACAUGGAUCCAAGCCAAGUGCACCAGAAGCAAAAGUGUUUUAUGAUACCGAGAGCGAACGAUUUGAUCCAAAAUCUGGUUUGGGUCCACAAGGGAAUGGCUCACCGUUUCCCGAAGGAUAUCGUGAUAUAACCAUACCCAAGAAAGGAUAUUUCGAUCAUGUGAUUCAUAUUGGCGUUGGUUAUCCGGAUCACGUAGCGAUUGAGACUGGAGGACAUAAAAGAGGCUAUCAAUUACCCGAUGUUAAAAAGGAAAAAGCACCAAUUGCGACCGAUCAAUCUGACACCCUAAGACGAGAAGCUAAAUUAACACCAGCCGAAGAAAGAGAAAGGGAAAAUAUGCAAAUCAAAACUACAAACGGUCAUCAUUCCGAUCCAAUCAGAGGUUUUGGGCAAGGAUACGAGCAAUUCCCUGAUGAAAUGUUUACGGAAAAUGACGUACCUGCACUUGUUGAAUGGUUACAGAAAGAGAAGCAUCACAAACAUCUCAAACAGUCUAAAGACGCAGGUCGGUUCCUGUGCGAUUACAUAUUCUAUGCCUCUUUGUGCGAAGCAAAGAAAGCUGGAAAAGGAACGCGGGUUCAAUUCAUCCAUGUUCCACCACUCGAUACUCCUUAUUCCAUCGAAGAAUUACAGAGCAUCGUCAAAGACGCAGUCUGCUGGAUA